UGACUGCCCCCGUGUCUCGGCUAGAAGGUGGAUGACGAGCGGCCGCUUUUAAUGCACAAAGUCCGCCGUUUAUUCUGCGCCCUGCUCGUUCAGGUGCGAUUAAAACCGAUCAUACAAGCAUGCAUCUCCUUUGUGCAAAAGCAGAACGAGGGUUUUUACCUCCACCAGGGAGCUCCACGCGGUGGCUGCAGGGAUAACCCGCCGCCUCUCUGGUUAGCCAUCUGGGAUCGUAGUUUAAUUUCUCACCGUGCGGGCUUGAGUCUCGGCUGGAGCAGGACCGCCUGAACCACGUUCCUCGGCGUUCACAUUGUGCACCGUUUCCGCAAGCCGCUGUCCCGCAGCAUUCGGCAAUCCCAGACGGCCUUUGAAGAGCGUAUUUCUGCCGCCAUACCACGACUGAACCCCCUGCCUUCCAGCCCCACUCGCCGGGCUCCAUAGGACAUCUUUAAAAAUAGAGACAACUAAGACUGUAGAGAAUGAAUGGAGAAAUGGAAACAUCCGCUAAAGAUCAAGGCUGGGGCAAGGAUGAUUUGCUGAAGUUGCUGGAUGGCAUGAAGGGAAAUCUCCCACAGAAUGACAUCAGUAAAUACAAAACUGCAGAGUCUCACCUGGAUUGGGAGAAAGUGGCCUUCAAUCACUAUUCUGCAGAGAUGUGCAAGCAGAAGUGGCUGGAGGUGUCCCGUGAGGUACGCAAGUUUCGUACAUUAUCUGAGCUGAUUGUAGAUGCCCAGGACUAUAUCAAGAACCCAUACAAGGGAAAGAAUCUGAAGAAACAUCCAGAUUUCCCAAAGAAGCCUCUCACACCGUACUUCCGGUUCUUCAUGGAGAAAAGGGCAAAGUAUGCCAAGCUACACCCUGAAAUGAGCAAUCUGGAUCUCACCAAGAUCCUUUCAAAGAAGUACAGGGAGCUCCCUGACCGCAAGAAGGCAAAGUACAUGGAAGACUUUCAGAAAGAAAAGGAGUUAUUUGAACAGAACAUGGGAAAAUUCAGGGAGGACCACCCAGACCUGAUGGAGAACAUGAAGAACAUGAAGCGCUCAGACGUACCAGAGAAGCCCAAGACUCCACAGCAGCUCUGGUACAACCAUGAGAAGAAAGCCUUCCUCAAGGCACAUGCAGACGCUACAACAAAGGAGAUCAAAGAAAGCUUGGGGAAACAGUGGACACAGCUGUCGGACAAGAAGAGACUGAAAUGGAUCAACAAGUCUCUGGAGCAGCAGAAACAGUACGAGGAAUCAAUGCGUGAGUUCAUCCAGCAGCACCCAGAACUGAAUAUGUCCCAGGAGAGCCUCAAUAAGUCCACACUGACCAAGGCCGAAAGGCAGUUGAAGGACAAGUUUGACGGCAGGCCCACAAAACCUCCACCAAAUGGGUAUUCCAUGUUCUGUGCGGAGUUGAUGUCCACCAUGAAGGAUGUUCCAAGCACCGCACGCAUGGUCAUUUGCAGUCAGCAGUGGAAGCUCCUCAAACAGAAUGAGAAGGACAGUUACCAGAAACGCUGUGAACAGAAAAAGAAAGAGUAUGAAAUUGAAAUGAACCGCUUUCUUUGUAGUAUACCUGAAGAGGAGCAGCAGCGUGUUCUGGGUGAGGAUAAGAUGCUUGGGUUCAACAAGAAAGGAGGAAGCAGCCCCUCUUCUAAGAAAACCUCCAAGACAAAGGGUGGCCUGAACAAGCCUAAGCGGCCCAUCUCCGCCAUGUUCAUCUUCUCAGAGGAGAAACGGCCAAAGCUGCAUCAGGAGCGGCCCGAACUGUCGGACAGCGAGCUGACUCGCAUGCUGGCUCGCAUGUGGAACGAGCUCUCCAGCAAGAAGAAGGAAAAGUACAAACGUCUGGAAGCAGCUCUGAAGGCCGAAUCAGAGAAGAAGGAGCAGGAGGAGCGUAGCCGGCUGCCUGAGUCACCCAAGACGGCCCAGGACAUCUGGCAGCUGAGCGUGAUUGGGGACUACCUAGCUAGGUUCAAAAGUGACCGGGCAAAGGCCCAGAAAGCCAUGGAGAUGACCUGGAACACCAUGGAGAAGAAGGAGAAGAUUGUAUGGAUUAAGAAGGCAGCAGAAGACCAAAAAAGAUACGAGAGGGAGCUCAGCGAGAUGCGCUCUCCAGCUGCAGUUGUCACCUCAGGGAAGAAAAUGAAGUUUGAGGGUGAACCGAAGAGGCCACCAUCGAACGGCUACCAGAAGUUCUCUCAAGAGCUGCUGUCGGGCGGGGAGCUAAACCACUUGCCCAUGAAGGCACGCAUGGGGGAAAUCGGGGGGCGCUGGCAGAGGUUACCGCAGAAAGAGAAGGACCGCUAUAAGAAGAUGGCAGAGGAGAAGCAAAAACAGUACAAGGGGCAGCUGGAACACUGGCUCAAGACCUUGUCAUCACACGAGAGAGCCAUGUAUAUAGAAUAUCAUUCAAAUAAGCGCAAAAGCACAGGAAAACCAGGAGGAACAAAUAUUAAGUUAAAGGCUGGAGGCUCCAGGAAAUCAGACUCAGAAGAUGAUGAUGACGACGACGAUGAUGAUGACGACGAUGAUGAUGACGAUGAUAAGGCAUCAUCUGAUGAGUCAUCCAGUGAGGAGGAUAGUGAGGAAGAGGAUGACGAUGAUGAAGAAGAGAACGAGGAGGAAGAUGACGAUGAGGCUGAGGAUAAAGAAAAUAAAUCUGGGAGCAGCAGCAGCGGCUCGAGCUCAGAAGAUUCCUCGGACUCUGAUUCAGACUGAGACCCACCCACCCCAGACCCCACCCCCACCCCCUGAAGGACUGUAGGCAGCCAAGUAUCUGGGGGUAGAAUCCGCCCCUCUGGAUCUUCCUGGCCAACAAAAGGAGUCCGUCACUCCCCGUCUGUCAUUUCAUGCUUUUCUUUUUUUGAAAGCCUAUCACCGUCUUAUUUUUGAAAUCUCUGAGAUCUGCGGAGAUAUUGGCUAGAAAAACGCAUAAAGACGACUGGAACCCUUCCCCCCCCCACCCCCACCUCCCACCCGUGCUUUUCCUGCCAUACGGACGAUUUGGCUUCAGCGUUGAUGAAGCUGGCGUCAUUCACCGGAAUCUCUUCAACGUGCAGACUUUAUCAGUGGUCUACAAGGGGAAGGCUCUCCAUUUGGCUCAUUAUUUCUAUUGUUUUCUGAUGAAAGAAUGAAACUAUUCCAAUAUAUUUUAUGUGAAAUGCCCCUUUGGAUCUGUGUGGUGUAAUAUACAGAAAGCGGUUUGAGGGGAAUGGAAAGAGAACGUACCGCUUCAAACUGCUUCUCGGUCUUGGAGAAAAUUCUCAGAUAUGUUCUGCUUGUUUCUGUUUCGGCUCCUAAAGUCAAGGAUUGUGUAAUUCUGGGAGGGUGUUGGUGGCCAGGUCACUGAACUCUGAAUUUGUUGUUUCCAUCUUUUUAUCGGUGUCUUUUUGACAAUGUUACUUUAGGAAGAAUGAAGCCAUUUUGAAUGCACUGUGUUGGUAGGCAGAACGCCAGUGAAAUGGUGCCUUUUUGUCUCUGGGUCUUGUUUCGAGUAACUUAGCAGGAAUCUUUCUCUGCUUAUAUCUCUGUGAUGUCCGUUUUUACAGGAUGAGGGAAAGUGAACUGACAUGUAAAAUAAGGAUUCUACAGGAAGGUGUCUGACCUUGUAAAAUUACUUGAGUGGUGCGUUAUUUGAUGUUAGCGUUUACAUUAAAGCUUUACAGUUUAAUGGUAGGUUUGACAGUUUUCGAUUUACUUCAGUGGUCUCCACAGACACUGCUUCAAAUUCUUGACGACUUAUUAUUCAUUCAGUCAGCUGAGGAAUAUGAUGACAUGAAAAAACUUGUAAACUUGUAAAUGUAAACCAAAUGGUAAAUUUGGCGUGCAUUUUCAGCUUUCAAAUUCUAGUUAUUUGCGCAUGUAGAUGGUUCUGGUACAACUGGAGUUGUUUCAAUUCUUAACCACUAUUUUACAGCUGUUUCUUAAUGUAUGUAUACCCAAGAUAUUUAUUGUUUUAACACUUGGUUUGAUUUGUUUUUAGAUCCCAAAAUUUGUCCUGAAAAGGAAUGCACUUAAAAUAUAUAUCCUUUCCAUUUCCCAGAUUUUUUUUUUUAUUAUAAAUCUUGUACCUGAGCCAUGUGUAAUGAGGAAUUUAAAAGUUAGUCUGUUCUUUAGAAAACUCACGCACUUGUGCAGGGCCAGUUAAUCCUACAGGCGGCUGCCUAGGGCACUGGCUUCUGAGGGGGUGCUGACUGGGCUCGGACACGGGGCGACGGCGGUGAUGCUCGCCUAGGGAGCCACAAGGAUCGGGACCGGCACUGCACAUGGGACGGCUGUAACCUAGAUAUUCAGUGGCCUGAAUCCAGACUUCACCAUCCCUCACCACCGAGACCCUCCUGCAUCCAUUACACUGUAAAAGCAUUAGCAGCAGUGGACAGCCUCUUCACAGUAGUUCUGGCCGUUUGUGUCUGUUGGUGGAAGUGCUGCAGCAGAAGAGUAGCCCGUCUCCUCAGCAGUAAGUCAGGGAUACCAGGAUUUUCUUUGUAACCCUGGGCAGCUAUGUUUAAAGCAAGGUCCCUUUCACUUUUUAAUCUGUGCUUUCUUACUUGGGACAAAGACUUAUAUUUUUGUUUAGUUAAAAAGAGGAGAAAACGAAAAUCAAAUGAGGGUUGUUCCAUUUCGAAGCUCUGAAGAACAAAAGUCAUGACAAAGGGGAUUUUGUAGCAGUUGCAGGUUUUGUGGUAUUUAUAAUUUCCGAAGGGGGGGUUUGCGACGCAGUAAUUUGGUAAAGGGGGCUGGGGGGAUGAGCUGCUCUGUUUUUUGUGUUUGAUUUAUUGUUGUAUGGUAUUUGUAUAUAAUGCUUUUUGUAACAAGUGGACAUUGUUUUAUUUGUACCUUUGUUUAGCUGUAGAUUCACACUGGCAUUAAUAGCCAGGUCAGUGGGGACUCUUUGGCAGGGGCGAAAUUCUGUACAGUUUGGCACAUCACCAGCCCUGGGAGGGAAUGAAUGUUUUUAUUUUGUGCUCUCUUUCUGUUUUGUUUAUAUUCCCUUCUCACAAUUUUUUGUAGAAAUGAUUUUAAAAGGUAAAAAAAGCUUUGCAGAUUUGUAUGGCUGAAUAAAUAUGAAACAUUUCUGAUGUUUUCUAUAGCUAAAAGUGUUCUGUAUUUCCUGCCAUUUACUAUUUGGGCAAGUAAACUUGUUUUUACCAAAG
Messenger RNA from Paramormyrops kingsleyae, 5137 nucleotides. The record is from RefSeq and is a predicted model, not a curated record. NCBI's taxonomy places the organism in Eukaryota, Metazoa, Chordata, Actinopteri, Osteoglossiformes, Mormyridae.